AUGAGCUCCAGAAAGCCUCCGCUCGCGGCCGCUUUGGCAGCGCGUGCGUGCGUCAACUGCCAGAAGCGCAAGAGCCGGUGCGCACGCAGCAACAUUGCUGGCGAGCCCUGUGCCUACUGCUCCCGCGCCGGCAAGGCAUGCAGCUUCCAAGAACCGCCACGUCGGACCGCUCUGACCCGGGAUAAUCUCACUGCCGCCCAGCUCGAAUGCUCACGCCUCCGCCGUCUGGUCCGGGCUCUACAGCCGGACCUCGACAUUGACGCCGCCCUGCUUGAUCAUUCCAGUACGCCAGAGACAUCCUCCAUCGCCAACACUGCCAGCAUAAACGUCCAAUCCUCAUCCCGCGAGCCUGCUUAUUGGGUCGAAGAGAGGCAUGGCUUCGAAUGGCACGAGGGACCAGACUCCCCUGCGAUCGAUGAGGAUGGCAGCUCACCUGCGUUGAGAGAAGAUGGCAUGGCUCUAUUCCCUACUGCCAACUCGGGCUACCUGGGCAGCAGCUCUGGCUCCGACCUGAUCAAAGACAUUGCGCCAUUCCUUCCCACACCCUUUCCGACCUCGACACAGGGGUUCAGCCACUCUCUCCCUAGCCCAAAGGCAGAUGAGUCUCUUUCCUCGCAUGCGAUGCAAAGCCGCCUCGUCGAUGCCUACUUCGUAUACUACAACACCUCCUUCCCGAUCCUGCAUGAGAAAACAUUCCGCGAGCAGCUGGCUAGCCAGCAUCGGCCGCCAUCAACCUCAAUAUGGCGUGUUGUUCACCGCAUGGUGCUGGCCAUCGGUCACUGGAUAUCGACAACCAACAGGUCCGGGGACCUCUCGCCUUACUACGCUGCCGCGCGCUCUCGUCUCUCUGUUCAAGCCCUCGAGUCAGGCACAAUGGCAACCGUCCAGGCCUUUCUAUUAAUGGGCAAUUACCUGCAGAAGAAUGAUCGUCCAAACACAGCGUACAAUUUGAUUGGCAUCGCUCAUCGAAUGGCGUUGGGGCUGGGCCUUCACCGUGAGCCUCUACACCCGAGCAACGAUUUACUUCAAGAGCGGCGUCGGCAAUUGUUCUGGAUCACGUUCUGCUUCGACUGCGGCUUCAACAUCACAACGGGUCGUCCCUCUUCCCUGUAUGAAGGGGUCGUGGAUUGUCGGCUUCCCCAAAACAUUGACGAUAGAGAGGUUAAUUUGAACUCAUCAGCACCAGACGCCGUCCAAGUGCCGACAACAUACUCCGCACUGAUUGCGCAAUCGGAACUAGUACGACUUUCCGCCACAAUAUACACUGAAUUCCUUCAAGCAAAGACUGCCAAUACCAAGAUCGAAUACCAGGUUGCCGAGGCCAUGGAUCAGCAACUGAAGCACUGGCGAAAUGCCCUUCCCACAUAUUUCACUUCGCCCAAUGUGCCGACUUGGUUUCUAGGCCCGCGUGCAAUUGUCCUAUGGAAGGAACAAAAUUUACGGAUACUGCUGUGGCGCGGUAGCAAACCUAGACACGGCUUCCUUGCCCACAAAAUCACCGCUGAGAGUCGAUGUCGGGACGCGGCGAUGCAGACCAUCCAUGACAUCGCGUCUUUCUGUACAAGCAAUCCUGGGAUCAUGCACUUGGGCAUUACAUGGUAUGCCACAUACUUUUUGUUCCAAGCUGCACUCAUUCUCGAGGUUGGUCUUCCACGAGAGAAUCCGAACGACACAUUUCAUCAAGAUAUGCCUGAUUUGUCUGGAGCAGAUGAUAAAGGAGCUUUGGAGAUCAGCGUUGCGGCAGCUCGAAACUGUCUAGCCAUGCUCGGGCCGAGUAACAUCUCCGCCAAACGCUGUCAAGACCUUCUCGAACGCGUCCACGAACUAUCUACCCAGAUGCGGAAUUCUCAGGUGCAAGGCAUUCAGCAGCUACCUUCGCAGGCGAAUGUCGUCCCCUCGACAACGAGUGAGAGGGCUCCGGGCAGUGGCGAAGAUUUCCCUUCAGCAUCUCCACCUGGAAUAUUCUCUUACCCGGACUUUGGCGCAAAUGACGAGUUUCACCUAGCCUUUGGUGACUUUGCAGCCGACCAUACGCUACGCAUGCUGAUAGACCAGACCUAUGCAGAUAUUCUUGGCGCUGGCCAUCUCAAUGACAUCUUCCAGGACGGUGUGACCAGCCAGAACGCCUCCAGGUGA
Microdochium trichocladiopsis is the source of this 2136-nucleotide messenger RNA. RefSeq names its product fungal-specific transcription factor domain-containing protein. Gene Ontology annotation, molecular function: RNA polymerase II cis-regulatory region sequence-specific DNA binding; DNA-binding transcription factor activity, RNA polymerase II-specific; zinc ion binding. Gene Ontology annotation, biological process: positive regulation of transcription from RNA polymerase II promoter by galactose; DNA-templated transcription. Bases 1 to 2136 code for a protein of 711 amino acids. Gene Ontology annotation, cellular component: nucleus. NCBI's taxonomy places the organism in Eukaryota, Fungi, Ascomycota, Sordariomycetes, Xylariales, Microdochiaceae. The record is from RefSeq and is a predicted model, not a curated record. The transcript is spliced from 2 exons.